GGUUUUUAUAGAUAAUAAUUUUUUUCUUCCUACGCAACAAUUUAUCAAUAAUUUAUGUUUUAAUAAUUUUUGUUUUAAGAUGUUGUCUGAUUCUGAACCGGUACUAUUUGGUGGUCCGUACACCUUAAACCAAAACGGCUUCCCUUGUACGGAUCAAAAUAUUCGAGGGUCCAUCUUAACGAAGACUUUGCGUUCAAGAAGUUUUACCCCAAUCAAUCUCCAUUACACCUGUUUGAUCUCUAAUUGGUUGAUUGGUUAGCUGAUCGUCGCGGAGAUUGAUCGAAUUGAGCCCUAGAGUCUGAUUGAAGAAAUUCUAGGGCAAUGUUAAUCCCUUAGAAAAAAAAAAAGUGAAAAUGGAAGAAAAGAGAAGAUUACCAUCAUGGAUGAUAGGUGCAUCGACAACUAAUAAAGUGAGUAAAACCCUUGACAAGGAUGUGAACGAUAAGGCGGAAUUGAAUCUUGGGACCAAAUCUGCAAUACCCAGAGGAAAAGGCGUAUCCCUGAAGCACAAAAAAGAGUUCUGCCCUUCUAGUGAUGACAAGAGUUUUCUAGUCAAGUGUGAAACAAAAAGAAAGAAAAGAGGAACUGAUGAAAAAGAUGUGAAUGAGUCUCAUGACUUCAAGCAAGAAGUCGUUCUUGAGAAGAAAAAGCUUCGAAAGGUUAGGAGGAAGGUUGAAGAACCCAACCAUUCAAGAACAAAGGAAGAACAUACAGCUCAAUCUUCUGAUGAAGAUGAUGAGGAUCUGACCAUUGAUGAUCUAUUAAGCAUUGCAAAACAGUUUGUUGAAAAUGAAAAGAGUGAUAUGAAUCACCAGAAGUCAUCAGAAGGACUAUUAAAAAGAAAGUCUUCACAUUCUUCUUCUUCUUCUUCUGUAAUCAAAACUUCCCUCAAUGCCCCUCAAGCUACUAAAUCACCUGCCCAGGAAGAAACUGCUUUACAUUAUGAGUCUACUGAGACUACAACAGGGGAUGCAGCUCAAGACAUGCUUGAUUUGCUUUUGGGGCCUUUACUAAAGAAAUCAAUAAGAAAAGAAGAGGAUACUUCAAUUAAGGAUAUGAUUGUUACCCAUGAAGUUGAGAAUCUACAACAACAUGAUGCUGUUGUUUCCAACAAACCACUCAACCUAACAAAGAAGAAAAGCAGCCUCAGGGAUGCAGUAGCAAUGCUUCUUGAUUGAGAAAGCUUACAUACAGAUACAGGAUUUUAUGAAGUUUUUAGCUUGUAAAUAUAAUAUAUAGAACAUGUUUUUGAAGUUUUUGCACUGGUUGAUUGUGAGAUUGAAGAUAUAUAUAGGAGGGUGUGGUUUAUGUCAUUUUAGUGAUUUAUAUUUAAAAUUAAGUAAAUAUAUUAGAGAGCAGCAUGUGUCUUGUGUAACAUGGACUUUAUCUAUAGGUUCUCAGAGUUUAUUUUUGUAUUGAAAGGCCUUUAGCAUAAGAAAUGUAGAUUCUUUUUAUUAUAAUUAUAUGCAGUUUUUUUUACAAAAGAGCGGGAGAGGUUUAUUUAAAAUUGAGCUUCUCUUAUAAAAAUAAUAUGAUUUUGAGGUGAC
Molecule: messenger RNA, 1547 nt
Organism: Lactuca saligna
Lineage: Eukaryota; Viridiplantae; Streptophyta; Magnoliopsida; Asterales; Asteraceae
Source: the annotation of a GenBank genome assembly